Messenger RNA from Cimex lectularius (bed bug), 1721 nucleotides. RefSeq names its product TBC1 domain family member 13. The record is from RefSeq and is a predicted model, not a curated record. The transcript has 11 exons. Gene Ontology annotation, biological process: intracellular protein transport; activation of GTPase activity. Gene Ontology annotation, molecular function: GTPase activator activity. Bases 251 to 1474 code for a protein of 407 amino acids. Lineage: Eukaryota; Metazoa; Arthropoda; Insecta; Hemiptera; Cimicidae.
UGGGUCGACUUUGGACUGGAACGAAGGUUUUGUUUGUGUUCUGCAGCAGUGGGGAUCGGUUAUUAGGGAAAGUUUGGAAUUUCAUGUCGUUCUAGCUGUUUAUCUCUAUGUUCUCUAGCGAUAAAUAGAAAAAGGGAUCUGAUUUUCUCAUGCCAUCCCAUUAGUACUGCAGUCUCUAUUGUUUAAUUCCCCUGGGAUUUUUAUAUUCCUUCUUCUUUUUUGUAUUCUCUACUUCGAAGAGACAUCCUUCAUGUCAUCCUACAAAGAAAGGUUGAAACUUUUCGAGGAUGUGAUCGGAUGUGAAGAAAUCGACCUAAGAAGAUUGAAAUUACUUUGCUUCAACGGUAUUCCCGAUGAACAAACAAACAGAGCGAUUUGUUGGAAGCUGAUGCUCAAUUAUCUCCCUCCUUUACGGAAAUCAUGGAGUGAGACUUUAGCGAGGAAAAGAGAGCUUUACAGGCAGUUUGUAGAUGAAAUGAUCGUCAACCCUGGCGAAAGUAGUGAUACUGAAGGUGAUAGAGUCGAUGUCACAUAUUCCGAUCAUCCGUUGAAUCUCAAUCCAGACAGCCAGUGGGGGACUUUUUUCAAAGAUAAUGAAGUCCUUCUGCAAAUAGAUAAAGAUGUUAGGAGGCUCUGCCCUGAUAUUUCAUUCUUCCAGCAGCCUACUCAGUUUCCUUGUAAAGCAGUUGUUCAUUCCGGAGGAGCGAAACGGCUGCACAGAAGGGUCCAACACUCAAUUCUCAAAUCGGCCAAUGUCGAGCGAAAAGGCCUUGGGAUGACUAGGCAGAUAGCACUGACUGUUCGUAAGGCUUCGGAGGAUUACGCCCCGCUUGCCGAAGGUUCGGAGGCGCAUUGGGAAGUCGUCGAAAGGAUCCUCUUUCUCUACGCAAAGCUGAACCCCGGCCAAGGGUACGUUCAAGGAAUGAACGAAAUAAUCGGACCGAUUUAUCACGUGUUCGCUUGUGAUCCUGAUAUAAGUUGGAGAGAGCAUGCGGAAGCGGACUGUUUUUUUGUAUUCACAAAUCUAAUGGGUGAGAUUAGAGACUUUUUUAUUAAAACACUAGACGAGGCCGAAUCAGGAAUAAAUGGAUUGAUGCACGCAUUAGAGAAAGAACUUAGAUCUAAUGACCACCAGGUGUAUAUGCAAUUGCAAAAACAAGAUCUGAAACCUCAGUACUACAGCUUUAGGUGGUUGACUCUUCUUCUUUCUCAAGAAUUCCCGCUUCCUGAUGUAUUGAGGAUUUGGGAUUCAUUAUUUGCCGAUUCAAACAGAUUUUCAUUUUUAAUCCAUGUUUGCUGUGCCAUGAUAGUUCAUCUCAGGGAAGUAUUGCUUGAUGGGGAUUUUCCUAAUAAUGUCAAACUUCUCCAAAACUUCCCGCCGAUAGAUGUACGCGUUCUGAUUACAAAAGCUGCAGAAUUAGCUUCGAGGAAACACAAAAAUACAUUUGUAAGGAGUGGAGUGAGUACACUGUGAAAGCCAGCGGACAAUUAAGUAUUUUAAAAAUAUUUUUCAGUACAUUUUUACCUAGUCGUUUUUUCAAAAGAAACAAGCACCAAAUUUUGUACUGUUUUCUUUCUGUGAGUUACCAGGGCAAAUUAAAACAUUUCAAUUACUUCUACUCAAAAUUUAACUUUUAGAUCUGAUUUUUAAGGCUUACCUUAUUAUCAUGGAAUCAUAACUAUUAUUCUUAUUAAAUUCACUAGUUUAGAGGUCCGCUUGA